UAACGGCAGAUCCCCGCCUUUCGACGGCGUUGAUGUCGGGCGCUGCCGAUUAAUGCAUGGGCGGCUUGCAGCUGAUCACGGUCGUCAUCCCGGCAGGGCUAAAUGGCAUGUCACGGCCGUUAGGGAGGAGUUAGUUGCCAACGCUCUCACAAACACCGUGACCGUCUCUUCCUUCCUUCCCGCCUAUAAAUAGUUUGCGACUUGCCGACUUCUCUCUCUCGCCGUCCAUCGGUUCUCGCCAGUCACCGGAGGAAGGGGAAAAUGAGCGCGACGGCGGAGGUAAUGUCCGGCGAGUUCGAUCAGGCGGCCGUGGUGGCGGAGCCGCUGCCGCCGGUGGUCGGCGGCGGAGCGGUGGACAGCGGAGUCGAAGAGGAGGAGGGGGAGCAGAAGAGCAAGGGGCGGGGGCAGAUCGUGCUCGGGAGAAAUGUGCACACGUCUUGCCUCGCCGUGACAGAGCCCGAGGCGAACGAUGAGUUCACCGGAGACAAGGAGGCGUACAUGGCGAGCGUUCUGGCUCGUUACAGGAAGACUCUUAUGGAAAGGACGAAGCAUCAUUUAGGCUAUCCUUAUAACUUAGACUUCGAUUACGGUGCUCUCGCACAACUGCAGCAUUUUUCGAUCAAUAAUCUCGGCGAUCCAUUUAUCGAGAGUAACUAUGGUGUUCAUUCGAGACAGUUCGAAGUCGGCGUUUUGGAUUGGUUUGCCCGUUUGUGGGAGAUAGAGAAAACCAAAUACUGGGGAUAUAUAACAAAUUGUGGCACCGAAGGCAAUCUUCAUGGAAUUUUAGUGGGGAGGGAAGUCUUUCCAGAAGGAAUUCUCUAUGCAUCCAGAGAAUCGCAUUAUUCCGUCUUCAAAGCAGCACGAAUGUACAGAAUGGAAUGUGUUAAAGUUGGCACAUUAGUGUCUGGUGAAAUCGAUUGUGCCGAUUUUAGAGCCAAUUUGCAGGCAAACAAGGACAAGCCAGCCAUCAUAAAUGUUAAUAUAGGAACUACCGUCAAAGGAGCUGUCGACGAUCUCGACCUUGUAAUACAGACUUUAGAAGAAAGUGGAUUUACGCAUGACCGAUUCUACAUACACUGUGAUGGAGCUUUAUUUGGACUUAUGAUGCCUUUUGUAAAACGGGCACCGAAAGUCUCAUUCAAGAAGCCGAUCGGGAGUGUCAGUGUCUCAGGACACAAGUUUGUUGGAUGCCCUAUGCCAUGCGGGGUCCAAAUAACAAGGAUGGAGCACAUUAAUGCGCUCUCGAGGAAUGUCGAGUACCUGGCAUCACGGGACGCCACGAUCAUGGGGAGCCGAAACGGCCAUGCUCCAAUCUUCCUCUGGUACACCCUCAACAGGAAAGGCUACAAAGGGUUCCAGAAGGAAGUUCAGAAAUGCCUUCGGAAUGCCCACUACCUCAAAGACCGCCUCCGAGGGGCCGGGAUCAGUGCGAUGCUGAAUGAGCUCAGCAGCACCGUUGUGUUCGAGCGGCCACUGGAUGAGGAAUUUGUGAGGAUGUGGCAGCUCGCUUGUGAAGGGAAUAUCGCCCAUGCUGUUGUCAUGCCAAAUGUUACCAUCGAGAAGCUCGAUGUUUUCUUGAAUGAGCUUGUCGAGAAGAGGUCGGGUUGGUAUGGAGAGGGAAGAGGAGAGCCUCCUUGUGUUGCUGGUGACUUAGGGAGCGAGAAUUGUGACUGUGGCCUGCACAAGUGAACAUGUUAAGCGAGUGAUCAGUUUCUUCAGUCGGUGUGGGUCCAUCGCGGGCUCGUGUUAGAUUCGAUCCUUAAUGCCGGUUCCGUCCUGUUUGUAAUAGUUGUUCAUAUCAGUUAGUUGUUCCUACUAAUGUGUACGGGGCUUAGAAGCCGGAUCAAUACUUGAUUAUCCGGGUUUCGUAGUGCCUCGAGGAGAUGUGUUAGUUGCUUUCGAGUCCCAUUGCGACCUUCCAAUA
This is a messenger RNA of Punica granatum (pomegranate), 1924 nucleotides long. The record is from RefSeq and is a predicted model, not a curated record. NCBI's taxonomy places the organism in Eukaryota, Viridiplantae, Streptophyta, Magnoliopsida, Myrtales, Lythraceae.